Molecule: messenger RNA, 1264 nt
Organism: Syngnathus typhle (broad-nosed pipefish)
Lineage: Eukaryota; Metazoa; Chordata; Actinopteri; Syngnathiformes; Syngnathidae
Product: coiled-coil domain-containing protein 34-like
Exons: 7
Coding region: 117-1046 (309 amino acids)
Source: RefSeq, a predicted model, not a curated record
AUUGCAUAGGCGUGGUGCAUCAUGGGAAGACGAUUGUUCGUGAAGUUUGUGAACAUGAAGGGGAAGAAGUAAAUGCCGGAUGGCACCGCUAGAUUAAAAGUGUCGAUCUACUAGUCAUGUCUGGUUGGUGCCUGCCGAGCUCCCCAGCGCUUGCGUCCGAGGACUUCAGCUCGACCCCGCUCAAGUCAGAUGAGCGAAAAAAGGCCGGCGUACCGGAAAACCUGCUGGGCGACGACAUCCUACCAGAGGACGACGACACUUACUCCUUGUUAUCCCCAAUCUAUCAUGAUAGUUAUGAAAGUGAUGAAGAUGCGCUCAGUGCUACUGAGGAACCACCCAGUGCUACUGAGCAACCGCCCAGAUGUGAGCAAGAGAAAACCACCUCAAGUCAGACAGAACCUGAAGCCCUCAGUGCCUGGGAAAUGUGGCUGGUAAACAAAGCAAAAGAAGACCAGCUUAAAAUGAAAAUGAAAACCGAGAAGGCGCGCUUACUCAAGGAACAAAAAGAACACGAAGAAAUGGAACUGAAACAGAAAAAGAUCAUGGAGGAAAUAAAGAUCAGAGACUGGCAACAGCUGAAAAGAGAGCAGGAAAGACAUAAUCAUCUUCUGAAAAUCAGCAAAGGAGAGGAGCUACGGCAUCAACAGGAAAAACAAAGAGAGUUUCAACAGAAAGCCGAACAGAAGUACAAAGAUUGGCUUCAGAAGAAGAAACAAGAGAGAUUAGAAAAGGAAAAGAAGCAAAAAGAGGAAGCAAGCCAGAGAGAGGAGCAGGAGAAAGAGCGGCGAAGGAAAGCAGAGGAGAACUUUAAGGAAUGGCUGACAGAAUCUAACGAGAAAUGCAAACAAAGUCCAAAACCACCUCUUUAUUCAAAUCCCUGCAGCUUCCACCCAGCACCCGGCUUUUACAACCCAAUCCCAUGGAAGCCCAUCCAUACGCCCCCUCCUGAAACAUCCCCCGAAAACACACCAGGCAAACAGAAUCAAAAACAAAGAAGAGGACAUCAAAGCUCAGCAUUUAAAUUCACAAACAGGACAUAUAGAUGACAAAGCUUUGUCCAACUGAAAUGAGAAUCUCAUUGUGACUAGGGGAACACUGACAUUUCCUUCUUGAGCUUGUUUUAAAGGAAGGAUAAACCGAUUGUGGUGCCUUUUUCACUAACUAGCCCAGUUUAUGUAUUUUUUCAAAUCAGAAAUUAAAGUUAGCAUUUUCUAUUUUAUCAAUUCAUUUUUAAGAAAUAAUAAAACAACGAAUGCCUCUAAAA